Messenger RNA from Cebus imitator (Panamanian white-faced capuchin), 532 nucleotides. Its product is annotated as putative G antigen family E member 3. NCBI's taxonomy places the organism in Eukaryota, Metazoa, Chordata, Mammalia, Primates, Cebidae. The record is from RefSeq and is a predicted model, not a curated record. The transcript has 5 exons. Bases 92 to 427 code for a protein of 111 amino acids.
UUCACGUAGAGUUCUGCAAGGAAAGGUCUUGUCUUCGUUCUUGCCGCCGUCUUCAUUCUUUCUCAGUGAUUGUUACUCAGCCGUGGGAAAUAUGAGUGAGCAUGCAAGAACAAGAUCCCAAUCCUCAGAAAGAGGAAAUGAUGAAGAGUCUUCCCAGCCAGUUGAACCUGUGAUUGUCCAGCAGCCCACUGAGGAGAAACGUCAAGAAGAGGAACCACCAACUGAAACCCAGGGUAUUGCACCUAGUGGGGAGAUCGAAAAUGAAGGAGCAUCUGCUGUUCAAGGGCCUGAUGUGGAAGGUCUUCAACAGGAACUAGCUCUGCUUAAGAUAGAGGAUGAGCCUGGUGAUGGUCCAGAUGUCAGGGAGGGGAUUCUGCCCACUUUUGAUCUCACUAAAGUGCUGGAAGCAGGUGAAGGGCAACCAUAGGUUUAAACCAAGACAAAUGAAGACUGAAACCAAGAAUGUUGUUGUUCUGCUGGAAAGUUUACUGCUGAUAUUCUCUUAAUAAAGUUUUCCAGUUUUCUGCAAAGA